Molecule: messenger RNA, 1982 nt
Organism: Centruroides sculpturatus (bark scorpion)
Lineage: Eukaryota; Metazoa; Arthropoda; Arachnida; Scorpiones; Buthidae
Product: GRAM domain-containing protein 2B-like
Exons: 8
Coding region: 284-1534 (416 amino acids)
Biological process (GO): intracellular sterol transport
Cellular component (GO): plasma membrane; endoplasmic reticulum membrane; endoplasmic reticulum-plasma membrane contact site
Molecular function (GO): sterol transfer activity; sterol binding
Source: RefSeq, a predicted model, not a curated record
UCGAGAGCGCGCAUUGUUAUAGUUGGCGUAUUCGAGUGGAUUAGACGUUGGCGUAAUGGCGUGAAAUGCGAUAAAUAGGAAUGUGGUGAAAUGAAAUGGAGCAAUUCGAAUCAAUACAGUUAAUUCGUAAGAAUGGCAAAAUCUAGGUGCAGAAUCCAAAGCGACGUAAGCCUAAAUGUUGUUUACAAAAAGAACAGACGAUUGCGGGUUAAAACUCUUAAAUCCCGAUGGAAGAGAAUCGGAAUGCGUCCCGAAUUAAAUCAACUCGAUAAGGAUAAAACAGAUGAAUAGAAAUUGGCGGACGAUUUGGGACGGGAGCGGAGUCGAGGAAGACUCUCGACGCAGGAGCGGUCCGGGAGAAUCGUCCAUUCGGAUUAAAGGGGUGCGAGUGAUUUUCCGGAAGACAAACCCGGAGAAGGCGACAAUCCGCCUUAGCUUUGUGUUUGCGGCGAAAUCCGAAGCGAUUACGUUUGCCGGAAUCGUCGGAACGGCGGCGGUGGGAGGCGGAAGACCGGAAGCCGUGACGAUCGAUCCGACGCGACGCGAGAGUUGUAGUUCCGGCGGCGGAAGACCCGUCGGCAGUCGAUCUCUGGCCGGACUCGAAACGGUAUUUUCUUCGGUCGCACCGCCGACGGAGGAUGGUUUGGAGAUGCCGAGCCCUUCUCCGACUGUCCCUCCUCCCUCUCCCGCACCCUCCACUCAGUCGCGCCUGCGGAAAUCGCACGGACAACGAUUCCACCGGCGAUUCCCCCAAGUGGACCCCGAAGAACCCCUCUUGGACUACUAUUCGUGCGCCCUUCUGGCCGACAUCCUGCUUCAGGGUCAGCUCUACGUCACCGAGAACCACUUCGCCUUCUACUCCAACAUCUUCGGACACAAGACUCAGAUCCUGAUUCCGGUGCGAGAAGUGGUGGAAGUGUCGAAAGAAUGCACGGCCAGGAUCAUUCCGAACGCCGUGGGAAUCAGCACCGAGGAGGAAAAGGUAAGGUCGAUUUUGGACCCGCCUCGAGGUCGUCCCACUCAUCGUCCGUUUUCGUGGCAGUACGUUUUCGGAUCUCUGUUGUCCAGGACGUCCACCUUCCAAUUGAUGAGAAGCAUCUGGCUCUCCUCCGCCGACGCCGAGUUGAGCGCCGUGGAAGACUCGGAAAGCGGAAACACGUCGUCUAUGCUUCCGAACGUGACGGAAGACGAAGACAGCGUGGCUUCGGAAAAUCAUCUUAGACGAAUGUCGACCGUCUCCGGAAUCGCCUGCCGCCGAAUCUCGGAAGUGUCGCUUCCCACGGUCCGUCCCAACACGGAUUCCGAAAUACGUCCGCUCCGCUGCCGCCGGUCGGGCUCCAGAGGUUACUUGGGCAAGGCGGAAGAAAUGGUUUCCGGCCUGUACAGGUUACCCGGGACCACCUUGCUGCUGCUGCUGACCACGGUGCUGUUGGCCCUCCUGUUACUCUCCGCCACCGUCCUCCUCUACCGGAUAGCCGCGGUCCACCGCCGAGUGGCCAUGAUGGAAGACAGACAACGACGACGCCUCAGGUAACUAACUCCCGCGCCGCCUAAUCCCACCAGACGAGAUUAAAUAUUUCAAUUUAUCGUAACGCCGUACCCCGUAUUUCCUAUACAAUUGUUUAUAAACUGCCGGAACUCGCGUUGCCAACCUUCAACGAAACUAUCUUUUCCUCCGUAUUACUGAAAUUUCCCACCACCACUUCGUGGUUAGAAUUUUUGAUUUAAAUGUUAUUUUUGUUACUAAAUAGAAAACGCUGAAAUUUUAAUAGUGGUAGUAAACACUGAUUACGGCGUUUUUAUGUCGAGGCAUGCUUUCAAUGCAACGGAGAAAAUUUUCACGGCAAAGUUCUCCUUAGCAAAUUCAUUUUCAGUUGCAUGGCGGUCUGGAAACGGGAACGUUUCAGUUCCAUUGUUGUUUUUUGUGGUGCAGCGUUCUUUCAAUUGCGAAACCAUUUACGCAAUCGAGCCACUAAUUUUCC